Dracunculus medinensis (Guinea worm) is the source of this 1755-nucleotide messenger RNA. Lineage: Eukaryota; Metazoa; Nematoda; Chromadorea; Rhabditida; Dracunculidae. The record is from the annotation of a GenBank genome assembly.
UUAAAGAAAUAUUUUCAGCUUAUACGAAUGACAAAAGCUUAUCAGGAUAUUGAUAAUAUCGAUGAAGCGACGCAAAAAUGUGCAAAUGAUUUGCUCAAACUUUUGAUGUCGCGUGUGGUACAAAAUGUACAAAAAUUGGGUUCGCGAGCAUUAAAUACCGUGGAAAUAGCGCGUCAGUGUAAACGAUUGAUGGUCACUUACAAUAUUGGACAACGACUCUUCGCGAAAUACGUCAUGAAUCAGGUAGUCAAGUCUCAAGGAUCGCUAAGUGAACUUUUAUCGAAGCCUCGUCAUUGGAAUAAAUUAACUGAUAAAGGUCGCGAAGCGUUUCGCCGAAUGUAUGGUUGGAUAUCUGAUGAGAAAGCCAUUGAUUUGUUAUGUUCAAUUUCACCUCGAAGGGUUCAUCCUGCGGGUGAUGUAAAAAUUGAAGCUCCUCUUGCUGAAUCGUUGUGGGAGACUGGCGCUUCAGUGGCUCCAUAUAUGCAAUAUCCAGAUUCUGGUUCUGAAUAUGAUGAAAACACAUCCAAGAAAAAUCAAAAAAUCGUCGAGUCAAAUUCUGCAUCUCCUGGUUGCACACAAACGAGGUCUAGUAGUCGAUGGAGGCAUGACGACAUUCCAAAAGAAAAGAUUAUUACUAUUUUUCAAAAUGAAUUAGCGAAAUUACGUGAACAGGUGUGUUAUGUUGCUGCAUUAAAUUCAUCAUCACAUUCUUCUUCUUUAAUAUCGCAGAAUUUCACAACAAAUCAAACACAUUUGCUUUUUGCUUUAAAAUAUCGCUCUGGUAUGUCAGCUAUAACUCAAGAACAACUCGAGCAAUAUGCUGUUCUUGACACUGAAGAAAUUGUUUGUCAGAUUAAGGAUUAUUUAUCCACUCAUUCGAUUUCUCAAAGAUUAUUUGGAGAACAUGUUCUUGGCUUAUCGCAAGGAUCCGUAUCUGAUCUUUUGGCUAGACCGAAACCAUGGUCUAUGUUAACUCAAAAAGGCCGAGAACCUUUUAUUAGGAUGCGAUUGUUUUUAAAUGAAGCAGCUGUGAUCACUGAUGGUUCAGUUAAUCAAGGAGAUACAAGUAUGCGAAAAUUUUUUGAGUUUUUCCAUCGAAUAUUUUUUUUUGAUUCGGUUUGUCUUCUAAAUCACCCUUUUUUUUCUAAUAAAGUGAUUUUUUCAAGCAACCUCACUUUUGGUGAAACUAUCCUGAAAAUGAACGUAACUGAAACGUCUAAUCUAUUUUCUAAAUGCGAUUCGUGGAAUCAUCUUUCAUCUCAUGAUAAAGAAUCAUUUACAUUAAUGAAUUCAUGGCUGCAUAAUUCGAAUGGUAUUGAAGAAAUCCUUAAAAAUCUACCAAUCAAAAGUGAAUCGGUCCAAAAAAAUUCGUCAACAGCCUCAAAAACUACAUCAAAUAAGCGUAAAAUAUGUAGGACUGUAAUUACGGAUCAGCAAAAAGAGGCUCUUAAAUUUGUUUUUGAACAUGAUCAGCACCCAUCACAAAGAACUAUUGAACAACUCUCUAAAAAGUUAUCUUUAAAUAUUCGAACAGUUAGUAAUUGGUUCCACAACUACAGAACGCGUCAAAAGGAUCUCACUGAAUUGCUGGAAAUGGCUUCUAAACCACUUCCAACAAAUGAUUGGCCAACGAUGGUUCGGACACAAAUUUCAUGCAAAUCAUUAAGAAAUGAUUCGUCUAAGAAUUGUAGUGAUAGUCAAUUGGAUAAGGCGAUUGCACGAUUGCAAUUACUCGCAGCUGCUAAACAAUCCUAG